AGAAGAGGGGUUGGAGUUCACAUGACAUAAUCGGAGUGAAUGGGUUGCCAUGGUAACUCACCCAGGGAGCCUGACCCGUGCAGAGUGAAUGGAGGGAGCGCCUUGGACACCAAGUGAACGAUAAACUAACGGAGGGGAGUCACCAGAGAGAGAGAGAGAGAGAGAGUGGGCGAGAGAGAGAGAGAGAGAGCGACAGAGGAGAGACCGAAGGAGUGGUGGAUAACAGAGGGAGCACAGAGGAGCGGAGCAGAGGUUGAGAAUGGAGGACGGGUUUUCCAGCUACAGCAGCUUGUAUGACACCUCAUCACUGCUACAGUUCUGCAACGAUGACAGUGCGUCAGCAGCCAGCAGUAUGGAGGUGACCGACCGCAUCGCCUCCCUGGAGCAGAGGGUCCAGAUGCAGGAGGACGAGAUUCAGCUGCUGAAGUCGGCCCUGGCCGACGUGGUCCGCAGGCUCAACCUGUCCGAGGAGCAGCAGGCCAUGGGGUCACGCAGAGGACCCACCAAAGCCAGGCCAAUGAUUGCCACCCUGCCGUUACGGCCCACAGUAAACAACGGGACCAUCCUACCAAAGAAAGGCAGCGGCACUCUGCCCUCCCCGUCUGGAUCUGGAUCCAGGAAGGACACCAGCGCACCAGCCAGCAAGAGUCUGUCCAGUUUGUCCUCUCUGUCUCGCUCUACCAGAAUUCUCUAUCUGCCCCUGAGCACUGUGAGGAGAGCCAACUCAAAUGAACAUGUGGGAACUCUUACGCGGAAAGAUUCGGGCGACUCCAAGGGCAACCGAACUCGCGCCGGAUCCACCGGCAGCAAUUCCAGCGGCAAAAGAAGUGACAGCAAACAGAGGGAUCCAGUGUUCAAUGCAGGGAUGCGACGUGUGACCCACUGCAAAGAGGAAGGUUAUGUGAAAAUGUAUUUGAAGGGUCGUCCCAUCACCAUGUUCAUGCCCAAAGACCAGGUGGAGGGCUACUGCCUGGAGGCCCGAGGCGAGCUGCCCAGCAACAAACUCAAACUGGACUGGGUCUACGGUUACCGCGGUCGUGACUGUCGCUCCAACCUUUACUUGCUGCCCACCGGAGAAACGGUGUAUUUCAUCGCCUCGGUGGUCGUCCUGUUCAAUGUGGACGAGCGGCUGCAGAGACACUACACUGGACACACAGACGAUAUCAAAUGCCUGGCCGUCCACCCCGACAAAAUCACCAUAGCAACCGGGCAGGUGGCGGGAACCUCUUCAGAUGGAAAACAGCUGGCUCCUCACGUUCGUGUGUGGGACUCUGUCAGCCUCAACACCCUCCAUGUUCUGGGUACAGGCUUCUUUGACCGAGCCUUGGUGUGUUUGUCUUUCUCCAAGUCGAACGGAGGAAACACACUGUGUGUCGUAGACGACUCCAACGAUCACGUCCUCUCUGUUUGGGACUGGCAAAGAGAGGACAGACUGGCCGAGGUCAAGUGCUCAAACGAGUCGGUGUUCGCUGCGGACUUCCACCCGACAGACAGCAACAUCGUCGUCACCUGCGGCAAGUCACAUCUCUAUUUCUGGAACCUGGAGAAAGGCAUGCUGGUCAAGAAGCAGGGACUGUUUGAGAAACAGGAGAAGCCCAAGUUUGUGUUGUGCGUGACCUUUGCAGAAAAUGGAGACGCUAUAACUGGAGAUUCCAGUGGGAACAUCCUGGUGUGGGGAAAAGGCACUAAUCGUAUCAGCCACGUCAUCCAAGGAGCUCACGAGGGCAGCAUCUUUGCUGUGUGCAUGCUGAGGAACGGCACGUUGGUGUCCGGAGGUAAAGACCGCAGGCUCGUUUCUUGGGACAACGGCUACCAACAGAUACAAUUGGUGGAGGUGCCUGAGUUGUUUGGUCCCAUCAGGACCAUAGCAGAGGGCAGAGGGGAGACUGUGCUCAUCGGGACCACCAAGAACUUUGUUUUGCAAGGCAGCUUGGAUGGAGAAUUCAUGCCUAUUACACAGGGUCAUACUGACGAGUUGUGGGGUCUGGCUGUCCAUCCCUGGAAGCCUCAGUUCCUCACCUGUGGAUAUGACAGGCAGGUCAGCCUGUGGGACUCCAGCACCCAUCAGCUCAUCUGGACCAAAAGCAUGGAGGAUGCUGUCCAAUCAGCAGGCUUCCACCCGACCGGAGCUGUGGUUGCCAUAGGAACCCAAAUUGGCAGGUGGCUGGUGCUGGACACUGACUCUAAGGAUUUAGUCACGGUGCACACAGAUGGGAAUGAACAGCUGUCUGUUAUGCGCUACGGGCCAGAUGGUAACUUCCUGGCCAUCGGUUCCCACGACAACUACAUCUAUAUCUACGCUGUGGCAGAAAAUGGGAGGAAGUACAGCCGAGUGGGGAAGUGUUCGGGUCACUCUAGUUUCAUCACCCAUUUGGACUGGUCAAUGGACUCCCAGUAUCUGGUAUCAAAUUCAGGAGACUAUGAGAUACUGUACUGGAUCCCAUCAGUGUGCAAGCAGGUGGUCAGCGUGGAGACCACCAGGGAUAUCGAGUGGGCCACAUACACCUGCACUCUGGGCUUCCAGGUUUUUGGCUUGUGGCCCGACGGCUCAGAUGGCACCGACAUCAACGCCGUCUGUAGGUCCGGUGACAGGAGCCUCCUGGUUACUGGAGACGACUUUGGGAAGGUCCAUCUCUUCUCAUACCCCUGUUCACAGUUCAGGGCUCCCAGCCAUGUUUACAGCGGCCACAGCAGUCACGUGACCAAUGUAACCUUCCUGUACGACGACAGCUACCUGGUGUCGACUGGAGGGAAGGACAUGAGCGUGAUGCAGUGGAGGAUAGUCUGAGCGGGCAAACCGAAACAGAUACUGUCAAUUAAACUGCUGCUGGGGGUCUGAAACCCAGUUGAACUGAGCUGAACUGAACUGAACUGAACUGAACUGCACUAAACUGAACCGAACCAAACUUAAAUUAACUCAGAUGCUAAAAAGACGUGGAUCUGACUGAACUGAAGUGAGGUGACAGCAGAGGAACUUGCGUCCUGAGGUUUCCUUCCUGAUCUGCUCUCACAUCCCAAAAUGAGAUGAACUGGUAGAGGUGUAAUGUGCGAUUGCUUGAAAUACAAAAAUCAUGAAUAUUU
Messenger RNA from Seriola dumerili (greater amberjack), 3081 nucleotides. RefSeq names its product echinoderm microtubule associated protein like 1 (gene eml1). Gene Ontology annotation, molecular function: microtubule binding. Gene Ontology annotation, cellular component: mitotic spindle. Lineage: Eukaryota; Metazoa; Chordata; Actinopteri; Carangiformes; Carangidae. The transcript has 24 exons. Gene Ontology annotation, biological process: microtubule cytoskeleton organization. The record is from RefSeq and is a predicted model, not a curated record. The coding region runs from base 260 to 2788 and encodes 842 amino acids.